GCCAAGCCCUCUCGAACCUAAUUCCGUACGACCACAAAUACUUCUCUUCGCGUCUUCUUUCUCCUCACACAUCUAAACUUCACUCAACUCACGCACAACCGAAGUAGCAUCAACGGAAAAAAGAAAGAAACACAGAGGAACGGUGCAUCGCGGUAAGAUAAGAGCAGAAACUUUAAAAAGAAAAACCCCAAAAAAGCAGACACACUUGAGAGACAGUGUGAGAGAGAGAGGUCUUGUUCUGUUCCGCACUGAAUUUGCCGUGUUGUCUGGGGACGAAGAAGAAGGGAUCUUCUUGCCCAAACUGUCUUCUCUGGCAGUCUCCAUGAUGUCAAAUCUGGGAGACCCUGCGCGUUUGCGCUCUGGGGCCUCGGAAGGGAUGCAACACCAUCUCGCCGUCUCGCCGUCGGCAGCGGCACAGGGUGACUUCGGCAAUGCUUUGUACGCGCCCCAUCACCAGCUCCCGAAUCACCUCCAAAGUAGCCAAUUCCUCUACGGCAAUGGCGAUCUCGCAGCCCUCCAAUCCUCGCAGUACCCCGCCACAGACCUUUUCGGCCAUAGCGAUCUCCAUUGGCAACCCCAGCAUCAGCAGCAGUCGUUGCAACUGCAACUACAGCAGCACCACCAGCAGCAGCAACACCAGCAACACCAGCAGCAGCAGCAGCAACACCAGCACCGGCAACAACACCAACAACACCAGCACCAGAACCAGCCCAUGCUCCAGCAUCUCCAACACCAUCCGCUCGCGGCUCAGAAUUUCCAGCCUCAACAGCAGCAAUUCAGCCAGACCGCCACGCCGUUGCCGGAACAUCAUACCUACCAGCAGUUUGGAAACCAAUUGGCCUGGCAAUCGACCGUCGGCGGUGUUAGCGAUUCUGUCGCUGCUGUCGCGUUCCCGCAGCAGCACGAGAGCAUCAGCUUGCCAACUCGGAUUUCGUCCCCUUUCGUGAACGGCACGCCUGCCCCCAGCAAUGAUCUACCAGUCGCUCAGUCGAAUACUUUCUCGCACACAACGCAGCAAGAGCCUCGAUUACAACAGGACAGCCAGAUGGUUGAUUACGCAAAUUCACCGCAACCCCGCACGGUUGGCGCGAUCGCGGCGACGGUCACGAUGCUUGGCGGUACUCCAUACGUGAGCGUUCACAACAGCGAUGAAUUCCCCGAUACAUUUGCUGCCAUCGAAGCGAUGGGUUAUCUAGGACUACCAGAGCCAGUGGCACCAGCAACGACAACCGCUUUCGCGAACAAAAAGCCUAGACUCUCUACCCCCGUUUCGGUACCUUCACCCGCUGCAACAGCGUCACCGGCUCCGGCUACCCCUGUUCCCGCUCCUGCUCCCGCCCCUGCUCCCGCUGUCAACAACGCCGUCACCACUAAAGCCGCUCCAAAACCAGCUGCUCCUGCCCCAACUCCAAAGAGCAAGGUGCCCACAGAACCCGCCGCAAGACUAAGGUACCUUCUUACGGAAUGCCUCGAAGAGGAGGAGGAGGAAGCUCGUGACCUCGCUUUGAAAGCGUGGGGAAUUGUGUCAGAAAUCACCCCAGAGCAGACCGAAUUGGUCACGCUCGCUGUGAACACAAUCUUGAAGACUGCCGAUGACCAGACACUCGUAUGCAUGGGCAAGAUCUUGCAGUUUACUAUGAGGCUCCGAAAGUGGAUCGUUCACGAGCAUAACAAAGAAAAGAAGAGUCCUUUAAUACCGAAAAUGCUCAAGCUUCUCUCACAGAUCCGCCUACCGCUUGACAUGUACGAGAAACAGCAAUGGGAGAAAGUGCUCAACAACAUUCAAAGAAAAUCCGAACUCGACAAAUCCCGAGAGUUCGCUAACCAAAUCAUGACCCGCUUCCAACACCUUGAUCGAGAUAGGUCUCGUACUGAGCGCGAUGCGAAGAAGGCUGCAGGUACUAAUAAUGCCGAUAAACCAAAGACAGUGGCAUCUUCUGGGGUGGUGAAGAAGGAUGCGAGUAGUAGUCUUAAUGCUGGUGUCAAGAGGACCAUCGAUGAGGUUGGAAAGGGUCCGCCAACGAGUGCUGCGAAGAAGGUCUCAAUUGGCGAUGUGCGGAAUCCAAUGCCAAAUCCCAAUCCUCCUCCUAAAUCUGCGGCACCCUCUGUGCCCGCGAGAAAUGGACCAUCUUCCAGCGUUGGUGAAAAGAAGUCUGCAACUACGUCAAGUGUGGGAAUAUCCACCACCGGCCCACCACCAACAAGCACGACGGCUACGGCCACCGCGAAGAAGCCGGCGAGCUCGGGGUUCUUCAAAUCCCUGAGCAAACCGGCUGAGGCUGCAAAGGCCCCCACAAAGGUGCCGGAGAAAAAGGCACCUACCCCCGCGCCAGCAGCUUCGACUACUUCGUUCACGAGUAUAUUCGCCCAGUUGCAACAGAGGCAGAAGGAACAGGACCGCGAGAAAAAGGAUGCCGCAAACAAGGCUGCCGACGCCGCUAAGAUCACGGAAGAGGACAAGAAGAAGAAGAAGAAGUCCGUGAAGUGGAAGACAGGUGACGAUCUUGUUAAGGUACAGAUCAUUGAGUGGUUAGAACCCGAGGGCGAGUACUACGGCGGCGGAAGCGGUAUGGCCCAAUGGGGUGAUUCCGCGGGCGAGGGGGAGGCCCUUAAGAACCGAGACUUCAUCGAGGAGGAGGAGGACCUGAGGGAAUGGUACCAGCCGAAACUUAUCGAUUUCGAGUCCCUGUAUCGGAGGACACCCAAGCUGAAGGAGAACCCGGAGAAGCGUGGAGGUCAGACCGUCAUCGAGACGGAGGAAGCCAAAGUGCAGAAGCAGCGUGAGCUUGUUACUCUCGCCACUUUCUACAGUUCGCCGAGAGAUAUUCCCACGUCACCAAUGGAACCCGACGAGAGUGUUGUCGUCUUGCAAGAGGCACCCACGGAGAUUCCUCUUCCUGACGAUGUGAAGCUACGUCUCGGUAUGCCGAUUGCGUCUGCCGUGCCUGCUCCUGCCGCCAUGGCUGUACCUGCCGCCAUAUCUCAGAACGAUCUGUCUAUGAUGUUUUCCGCGCUGCAGCAACAGCCGCAACAGGCUCAGGUCAACCCGGCCCAGAACCUCAUGGCCACGCUUCAGGCAUUUGGGCAGAUGCAGAACUCGCCGCAACAGCCACAGCCCCAGCAGCAAGCCAUGCCAGCUGCCAUGCCAGCUGCCGCGCCCCAGUUGGACAUCGCAGCACUGAUCUCGAUGAUCGGUGGCCAGGCCCAGCCUCAACAGCAGCAGUUCCAACAGCAACCCACGAACUUCCUGCAAAACUUCCUCCAGCCACAGGUACAGGCGGGACAGGAUCCUAACGCUGCUGUGGCCGGCCUCCUCUCGCAGUUGACCACUGGUCUUGCUGCCGCCAACCCUCAAGCCGCAUUCGCUCAGCAGGGAUUGUUCGGACUCUUCCCGCAGCAGCAGCAGCAGCCUCAGCAGGGCCAACAAUUCCAGCAGCAGCAGCAGCAACAGCCGCCUACCACCCCCAAGGCGUGGAAUGAAGGUUUCAACAACAACCAGGCUGGUUACACGGCCCAGCAGGACGAGAGGAACUCUGCGCGCGAUGUCCGCCGCGAACUCCGCGAUGCUGUUGGCUGGAGUGAUAACGAUGCGAAGGAGAACGGGCCCCCGCCGCAGCAACAGCAACAGCAACAGCAACAGCAACAGCAACAGCAACAGCAACAGCAACAGCAGCAGCAGCAGCAGCAGCACCAGGGCGGAAACGGCACCGGUGGUGGUAAAUGGGGUAAGAAAAAUAAGAAGGAUAAGAAGAAGAACCAGGCGGAUACUAAGAACACCGUCCUCUGUCUUUUCUAUCAGAAGGGAAACUGCAAGCACGGCGAUAGCUGCAGGUUCUCUCAUGAUCCGUCUCUCAGUGCCAGCAGCAACAGCGGCGGAAACGCAGCUACGGGCGGCAAUGCCAAUGGAAACAACAACAACCAUGGCAAUGGCAACAACAACGGCGGAGGAAACAACAAUGGAGGAGGAGGAGGCGGCGGCGGUGGCGGUGGAGGCGGCGGCGGCUGGAAGUCCAAGAAGCGCCAUGGCCAUGUCUCCCGCGGCGUAGACCAGGGAGCAAGCGCCAGCGCCGUGGGCUGGCCGGGAGCUGGAGAGCUGGAGUACUAGGCUACUGGUACUAGGAGGCCGAAACGAGGAGAAAAAAAAGUGCGGGCGUUCGUUUUGUGUUUCAUUUCAUUUUUAAUCUUCUAUGA
Molecule: messenger RNA, 4191 nt
Organism: Tricharina praecox
Lineage: Eukaryota; Fungi; Ascomycota; Pezizomycetes; Pezizales; Pyronemataceae
Exons: 6
Coding region: 323-4105 (1260 amino acids)
Molecular function (GO): metal ion binding
Source: RefSeq, a predicted model, not a curated record